This is a messenger RNA of Mirounga angustirostris (Northern elephant seal), 3795 nucleotides long. RefSeq names its product hemopexin (gene HPX). The coding region runs from base 2327 to 3718 and encodes 463 amino acids. The transcript has 10 exons. NCBI's taxonomy places the organism in Eukaryota, Metazoa, Chordata, Mammalia, Carnivora, Phocidae. Gene Ontology annotation, biological process: intracellular iron ion homeostasis; heme transport. Gene Ontology annotation, molecular function: heme transmembrane transporter activity. The record is from RefSeq and is a predicted model, not a curated record.
GAGGGCAGGCGAAGGCUCCUAUAAUGCUACCUAAGCCCCCUUAAGGUAGAAAAGAGAAUUAGGAAACAGUAGUGAAAAAGUGCCACAAAUCACUCUUCUGGAUAGAUAGACCCAGGGGUGCUGUGAAGGGAACCAGUGCUGGGUGGGGGAAAAAGACGCUAAGCUGAAAAAUCCCAUCCGGUAUAUGUUCUCAGAGUCCUGCUAGGGCAAAGGAGGCUGCUAGCUGCUCCCUUGGACCAGCAGGGCUAUGCAGCAUCCUGAUAAUAUAACUGUUGAGACCCCCUCACUGUGGAUUUUCUGAGGGGUGUUUGUGACUCAGUGUGAAAACCUCCCUCUUCCCUGGCAGGCUCAGUGAAAUCUGUAGGACAUGUAGGCACAGGUCUGGAGCUAGAGACAGUGGUUGAGGGGGUUGCUGAUGAAGGGCUACUGGAUGCUCAGUAGGAAGAACCCCAGGAACGUUAUAUGAGGUUUUAGAGACUGAGGAGCAAAAAAACAGGUGAGAGUGAGUUAGGGUGGUACUCCCUGUGCCUUGUGCCCAGAAACUGGGGUGGAGCAGGUCCAACCAGGGAUGCCCUGCAGUAGGGAGAAGGUGGGUGUCAGGUAUCUGCCAUAGGAGCCCUGGCAUUUGCCCAUGCUGCCAAAGGCUUGUGGGGUCCAGCUUUGCCCACUAACUAGCAGGGAGGAAUGAUGUUAAAAGGCACAUUUUCAUUUAUAAGUCAAGCGAGAACAUUGAGCCUGAUGGCAGAGGCCUAGUGACAUGUUCCAGAGGCCCCACAAAUCUUUGUUUUCCUGUUGGGAGGAAACAUUGCAGAGUAGAAAAGGAAUCUGAGAUCUUUGCUAAGGUUAUAUAGGGGAAUGUCAGGGACAUGGAGCCAUCUGAGAUGGAUCAGGGCCCUUUCAGGCUGGACUAGGGAACAGGGGUCCUGGAACCUCAGCCUGGCCCAUAGCUGACUGCCCAUAUUUGUCUUUUGAUUCAGCAGCCAAGUCUUAGAUGGAGAUGGGGCAGGCCCCAUCUGGGAGUGGCCCCAAGGAGUACUGAAGAUAGCAGAUGCUAGAAAUAACAAGUCGGAUCCCAGGGCUGGAGGAAGAGAGGGAUGUGGGAGUGGGACACUGGAGAGAGAAAGAAGACCAUCAGAUGAAGGGCAGUGACAAGGGGACCUGUGACCUCUGGAUCACAAUAUGCCUCCCAUCAUUAACACACCCUCAAUUCCUGAUAUUCCCCUCACCCCAGAAGGAAAGACAGUUGUUAGGAAUUCGGCUGCAACAUUAGCAACACUAGUCAGUAGGUGAAAUCCAUUUUUUUUUUUCAUUCAACAGUUAUUGAGCACCUAUUAUGCACCAGGUACUAUUUUAGGUGGAGAGAAUGUUAUGGUAAACAAGAUGGGCAAAACAAAGAAAAAAAAAGCAACAAAUAAGUAGAUGAAAUAAUUUCACACUUUAAUAAGUGACAUGAAGGAAUUAUGCAAGUGUUGGAAAUGGCUAGAUAAGGUGGUCAAGAAAGGCUUCAUUGAGAAAGCAUUUAGGCAAGACUCAGCAGUAAAUAUUGUGAAACCCCAGUUACAGUUCUGUUUAUUCUGGGAUGGGUAAAUAAAGCACUUUUCCCUUAAGGUGGAAAUUACCAAGAAAGAGUAAUUACUAGAAAUGCAAUAUGCGAGAGAGAGACACCUCUUUCUGCCCCAUUCAGCCCUUCCCUCCCAGGUGAUUUUUCUAAGUACUUUGCUAGCAGGGCUGGGGCCGGGGGUGGGACUUGGACAUUUGGCGACAGUGAAAUAUAAUUGACCCAUCAAGGGCAAAGCUGAAGGGGUUUGGGAAUGCCCCAGAAAGACCCUUGAUGAAGCUUGGAAAAAGCUGUCCUCUGAGUAUUUCUAAGUGUGUUUGCUAAAUAGAUGUAAGUAUCAGUGACUUUAGCUGUCUUAGAGCAUGGCUCGACACUUAGUACACAAAAAUGGUAGUUUCCUCUGCUUCUCUCCUCCCACAUUGUAGAGGUAAAUCCAACCACAGAAAGGUGAUCCUCAAUUAAUCUACAUCCUUCCUUGACCCGUCCUCAAGGCGAUGAGAGUCACAGGUGGGCUUCAGUGGCAUGGGCUAGUUACCGCUCAAAAGUCAUUGAAGGGGGAUGGGGCCUCUUGCCGGGAAGAGUUAGUCCUGGACUCAGAUUUCUGUCCAGACCCUGACCUUAUUUGCACUGACGUAAUCAUCCAAUAUUGGCAUAGUUCUGAGAGACAGGACUUGGACGAUCAGCAGGCUCGUGGUGGGGGUGGUGCUGCCACCAUCUCUAUAUAGGGAACUGAGCCAGGUGCCCAGAGCUGUCCUGUGGCAUCUCGGCAUGGCUCGGGCAUGGGGAACACCCAUUGCACUGGGGUUGUUGGGCCUGUGGUGGUCUCUGGCUAUUGCCCACCCUCUUCCUCCGGACGGUACCCCUGGGAACAGGCCCAAAGGUGGGAAUGAGACCAGAGUGAAACCAGACGUGACCGAACUCUGCUUGUUUGGCGGGAGCUUUGAUGCUACCACCCUGGAUGGACAUGGGGCCAUGCUGUUCUUCAAAGGGGAGUUUGUGUGGAGGAGUCACACAUGGGUCCGGGAGUUAAUCUCAGAGAGGUGGAAGAAUUUCACCAGCCCCGUGGAUGCCGCAUUCCGCCGUGGUCACAACAGCGUCUUCCUGAUCAAGGGAGACAAAAUCUGGGUGUAUCCUCCUGAGAAGGAGAAAGGCUAUCCGAAGUUGCUCCAAGAAGAGUUUCCUGGAAUCCCAUCACCGGUGGAUGCAGCUGUGGAAUGUCACCGUGGGGAAUGCAAAGCAGAGGGUGUCCUCUUCUUCAAAGGUAACCAAACGUGGUUCUGGGACUUUGCUACGGGAACCAAAAAGGAGCGCUCUUGGCCAGCUGUUGGGGAAUGCUCCUCUGCCCUGCAGUGGCUCAGCCACUAUUACUGCUUCCGGGGUAACCAGUUCCUGCGCUUCCACCCCAUCACGGGAGAGGUGCUUCCCAAGUACCCUCUGGAUGUUCGAGACUACUUCAUACCCUGCCCUGGCAGAGGCCAUGGACACAGGAAUGGGACGGGCCAUGGGAAUGACACCCAUCAUGGCCGUGGGGAUAUGCGCUGUAGCCCGUAUCUAGCCUUGUCUGCACUGCUGACUGACAACCAUGGUGCCACAUAUGCCUUCAGUGGGUCCCACUACUGGCGUCUGGACACUAGCCGGGAUGGGUGGCACAUUUGGCCCAUUGUCCAUCAGUGGCCCCAGGGUCCUUCAACAGUGGAUGCUGCCUUUUCCUGGGACGAUAAAGUCUACCUAAUCCAGGGCACUCAGGUAUAUAUCUUCCUGACAAAGGGAGGCUAUACUCUAGUAGAUGGUUAUCCAAAGAGGCUGGAGAAGGAAUUUGGGAGCCCUCAUGGGAUCAACCUUGAGGCUGUGGAUGCAGCCUUUACUUGUCCUGGGACUUCUCGGCUCCACAUUAUGGCAGGACGGAAGCUGUGGUGGCUGGACCUGAAGUUAGGACCUCAAGCCACGUGGACAGAGCUUCCUUGGCCCCAUGAGAAGGUUGACGGGGCCCUGUGUGUGGAGAAGUCCCUCGGCCCCCAUUCAUGUUCUGCCAAUGGUCCUGGCUUGUACCUCAUCCAUGGCUCCGAUCUGUACUGCUACAGUGAUGCAGAGAAACUGAGCACAGCCAAGACCCUUCCCCAGCCCCAGAAAGUGGGGAGCAUCCUGGGUUGCAAUCAUUGAGAGGAAGUCUCUUGAGAUGAGUCUGGCCCAGCUCCUUCUCCCUGUUUUCCUCACAAUAAAGCCAGAGUGCUUCUUUG